This is a messenger RNA of Nannospalax galili (Upper Galilee mountains blind mole rat), 2874 nucleotides long. RefSeq names its product peroxisome proliferator activated receptor delta (gene Ppard). Lineage: Eukaryota; Metazoa; Chordata; Mammalia; Rodentia; Spalacidae. Gene Ontology annotation, biological process: hormone-mediated signaling pathway; regulation of lipid metabolic process; cell differentiation. Gene Ontology annotation, cellular component: nucleus. The record is from RefSeq and is a predicted model, not a curated record. Bases 336 to 1658 code for a protein of 440 amino acids. The transcript is spliced from 8 exons. Gene Ontology annotation, molecular function: RNA polymerase II cis-regulatory region sequence-specific DNA binding; nuclear receptor activity; zinc ion binding.
GCUGGCAGGGGCGGGGCCGGGCCUCGGAGCGUGUGACGCCGCGAUUGCGGCGGAGCUGGAGAUUAAUGGGAAAAGUUUUGGCAGGAGCUGGGGGAUUCUGCGGAUCCUUCGGGACGGCGGCGGCGGCCGCGCUAGAGGCUACCGGGACCGUGCUGUGCAGUGUUGUGGGCAUGCACGUGGCACUCACUCAGUGGCUCCUGCUCACCGACAGAUGAGGAUGAACGUACCUUAAAGGCGGACAGGAACUGCCCUGUGGAGGUCCAUCUGCGCUCAGACCCAGAUGAUGCCAGAGCUAUGACCAGGCCUGCAGGCGUGGCGCCGAGCGGAGUUCAGUCAUGGAGCAGCCACAGGAGGAGGCCCCUGAGGUCCGGGAAGAGGAGAAAGAGGAAGUGGCAGAGGCCGAAGGAGCCCCAGAGCUCAACGGGGGACCAGAGCAUUCGUUUCCUUCGAGCAGCCACACAGACCUCUCCCAGAGCUCCUCACCUCCCUCCCUGCUGGACCAGCUGCAGAUGGGCUGUGAUGGGGCCUCAGGCGGCAGCCUCAACAUGGAGUGCCGGGUUUGCGGGGACAAGGCCUCAGGCUUCCACUAUGGCGUCCAUGCAUGCGAAGGGUGCAAGGGUUUCUUCCGCCGGACAAUCCGCAUGAAGCUGGAGUAUGAGAAGUGUGAUCGAAGCUGCAAGAUCCAGAAGAAGAACCGCAACAAGUGCCAGUACUGCCGCUUUCAGAAGUGCCUGGCACUGGGCAUGUCACAUAAUGCCAUCCGCUUCGGUCGGAUGCCAGAGGCUGAGAAGAGGAAGCUGGUCGCGGGGCUGACAGCCAAUGAGGGGUACCAGCACAACCCCCAGCUGGCUGACCUGAAGGCCUUCUCUAAGCACAUCUACAACGCCUACCUGAAAAACUUCAACAUGACCAAAAAGAAGGCUCGCAGCAUCCUCACCGGCAAGUCCAGCCACACAGCGCCCUUUGUGAUUCACGACAUCGAGACCCUGUGGCAGGCGGAGAAGGGCCUGGUGUGGAAGCAGCUGGUGAAUGGACUGCCGCCCUACAAGGAGAUCAGCCUACAUGUGUUCUACCGCUGCCAGUGUACCACGGUGGAGACCGUGCGUGAGCUCACCGAGUUUGCCAAGAGCAUCCCCAACUUCAGCAGCCUCUUCCUCAAUGACCAGGUGACCCUCCUCAAGUAUGGUGUGCACGAGGCCAUCUUUGCCAUGCUGGCCUCCAUUGUCAACAAAGAUGGGCUGCUGGUGGCCAAUGGCAGUGGCUUCGUCACCCAUGAAUUCCUGCGCAGCCUCCGCAAGCCCUUCAGUGACAUCAUUGAGCCCAAGUUUGAGUUCGCUGUCAAGUUCAACGCGCUGGAACUUGAUGACAGUGACCUGGCACUCUUCAUCGCAGCCAUCAUUCUGUGUGGAGAUCGGCCAGGCCUCAUGAAUGUGCCACAAGUGGAAGCUAUUCAGGACACCAUCCUGCGUGCUCUGGAGUUCCACCUGCAGGUCAACCACCCUGACAGCCAGUACCUCUUCCCCAAGCUGCUGCAGAAGAUGGCCGAUCUGCGGCAGCUGGUCACUGAGCACGCCCAGAUGAUGCAGUGGCUAAAGAAGACUGAGAGCGAGACCUUGCUGCACCCUCUGCUCCAGGAGAUCUAUAAGGACAUGUACUGAGGCCGAGGUCCAGCCCAAGCUGCUGGUGCCCAGUCACACUCCCAGACAUGAGGCCCAGGCUCCUGCCCCUUCUCCUUCCCCCCAUUGCUCCCCAGCUCCCCCAUUUCUUACUGUUCGCCUCUCAUGGUCCCCACCUUCCGGGCAUCCCUAGUCUUCUGCCUUGCCUUCUGUGGAGUCCUCUUCCUGCCCCACAUGUCUCCAUGUCUGUCCCCCUCAUUGGUACUCUUCACCAGCAGCCCAGAACAGGACCUCUGCCUUGACCACCUUCCUGGGAGCAUGGGGCCUAGGCAGCCCUAGCCCUAGCCCUGCCCAGCCACUGCCUCGCUUCUGUACCCCUCUGCAAACACUUGAGCCAUCCAAAGAAACACUACACUCCCGGCACAGCUUUCCAGAAAGCUUGGCCUGGACCCACUGCAGUCCUAGUCUGUGGUCAUGGUCACAGGGUUCCUCCUGCAGAGAACAGUGGCCAGGGGGCCUGGGCUGAGAGCCACAUGCCUCUCCUAGUCUGUCUCCCCAGCCCCUAGGCCAUUGUCACUCUUAGCCCCUCUCCUGGCCCUGGGGCCACCCAGUGCAUGGAGGGAGGUGGGGUUUCCUCCAUAUGGGGCACCCUUCCCUCACUGAAGAGGAGGGAUGGCCCAAGGGAGCAGCACUCUUCCUCCAAUGCCAGGGUGAAAGACCAGGAAAGGCUUGAGGCAGACCCUCCAUCAGCAUCACAGCAGGCCCCACCCUGCAGCAGCAUCCACACUGGCAGAACCAGUUCCAGGAGCUGGGCUGCAGCUACUUUCCUCCAGCCAGGAGACUGGCACGCUCACCCCCAGAGAUGCUGCCUCAGUGCAACCAAGGCACUGACCCACCUCAUCAUCACUGCAGGGCCCUUGCCCUGCCCUGCCCACUCCCAGGGCUGGGGUAUGGGAGGCAGGUGUGACCCUGUUCCCAGGGGUGGUGGUCCCUGAGCAUCCAGUGCAGGCUCUGAGGGAUCAUCAGAUCCGUGCUCCCCUACAUACAUGCCUCCCAGCAGCUCUCUGCCCUUCCCUAUUUUCAGCCUGCCUGGUCACUGAGCUCCCAGCUGCACAGUUUAAAGUGGGAUGGAACUUGCUGGAUGCACCCACCCUUUGCCCUGCCCCCUUCAUGCUCUUAAGUGGAGGUGGGUUCUCCUGAGACCAAGGUUGGAGCCCAGCAGAGCAGGAGGCUGACCCUGCCCAGGCCUGCAGGGAGC